AAAUCUAAAUUACUUAACUAAACACAACUACAAUGUCUGUAAUUGGUAUAACAUUCGGUAACUCUACCUCAUCCAUUGCUGUUGCCACUCAAGAUGGUAAAGUCGAUGUGAUUGCUAACCCAGAUGGUGAUCGUUUCAUUCCAUCCGCCUUAUCCUAUGUUGGUGGUGAUGAAUACCACGGUACCCAAGCUGAAGCCAGAUUAAUCAGAAACCCAGAUAGCACAAUUGUUAAUUUCAGAGAUUUCAUUGGUAAGCAAUUUGAUGAAGUUGAUACUACUGCUGCUCAUCAAGUUGGUGCCAAGGCCGUCAAGGGUCCACAAGGUGAAGUUGCCUACGAAAUUACUAAAAAUGGAAACCCUGAAACUGUUACCGUUCAUGAAAUUGCUAAGAGACAUUUCAUUAAUUUGAAAUUGGCUGCUGAAGAUUUCACCGGUAAGGACGUUGAAGGUGUUGUUUUAACUGUUCCUACCAACUUCACUGAACAUCAAAGAGAAGAAUUAACCAAGAUUGCUGAAGAUGCUGGAUUAAAGACUUUACAAUUGAUUAACGAACCAACUGCUGCUUUAUUAGCUCACUUAUCCACUGAAGAAGAAAAGUUGGCACAAGAUAAAUUAUAUGUUGUCGCUGAUUUCGGGGGUAUCAGAUCUGAUGCUGCUGUUAUCUCAGCCAGAGGUGGUAUCUUAACCAUCUUGGCCACUGCUCAUGAAUUCGGAUUAGGUGGUGACAAAUUAGAUGCUGCUUUAUCUGAAUACUUUGCCAAGGAAUUCGAAAAGAAGUACAAGGCUAACCCAAGAUCCAAUGCCAGAUCAAUUGCUAAGUUAAAGGCUGAAUCCAUUGUUGUCAAGAAGACUUUAUCUAAUGUCCAAAGUUCCACUUGUUCCAUUGAAUCCUUAGCUGAAGGUUUCGAUUUCCACACCAGUAUCAACAGAUUGAGAUAUGAAUUGGCUGCCAGACAACCAUUAUCUGAAAUGACCGCCUUUGUCGAAAAAGUCAUCAAGAAGGCCGAAUUAGAUCCAUUGGAUGUUGAUGAAGUUUUGUUAGUUGGUGGUGCUGCCAACACUCCAAAGUUAGCUACCAACAUUUCUUACUUAUUCCCAGAAUCAACUAAGAUCGUUGCCCCAUCUUUAGAUUCAAAGGCUUUGGAUCCAUCAGAAUUAGUUGUCCGUGGUGCUGCUUUACAAGCCUCAUUAGUUGAACAAUUUGACGAAUCAGAAAUCAAGGAAUCAUUACAACCAAUUGUUGUCAAUACUCAACACUUGAGUAAGCCAAUUGGUAUCAAGGAUGCCGAAGGUAACUUCCACUCUAUUUUAGUUGCCGAAACCGCCUACCCAAUCAAGAAGUCCAUUGAAGUUACCAACGGUGAAUCUACUUCUGUUGUUGUUGAAUUAUACGAAGGUAAGAGAACUAUCAAGGAAACCGUUAUCGAACCAGAAGCAGCUGAUGCAGAAGACUCUGAAGAAGAAGAUUCUGAUGAGGAACCAGAAAUCAAGAGAGAAGUUGUUUAUGAAGCUGGUGACUUAUUAGCUGAAUUGACAUUAAAGAACUUGAAACCAAAUGCUAAAUUAGAAGUUAUCAUCAACAUCACUCAAAACGGUGUUUUACAUUUAUCUGGUAGAGAAUUAAAACAAGGUGCUAUUGCCAUCAAGGGUGAAGUUCAACCAUCAGCCUAGAGGAGGUUUAUAGAACGUAGAUGCUUUUAAAUUUUAAUCUAUAGUAACUUAGUUAUAG
Molecule: messenger RNA, 1728 nt
Organism: Spathaspora passalidarum NRRL Y-27907
Lineage: Eukaryota; Fungi; Ascomycota; Pichiomycetes; Serinales; Debaryomycetaceae
Gene: SSZ1
Product: Ssz1p
Exons: 1
Coding region: 33-1670 (545 amino acids)
Biological process (GO): protein folding
Cellular component (GO): nucleus; cytosol
Molecular function (GO): ATP binding; ATP-dependent protein folding chaperone
Source: RefSeq, a predicted model, not a curated record